GUGUGAGCCCCGAGGAGGCAGCGUUUUUUGCUCUUCCCUCUGGUUCUCUCUCUCCAGAAGGUUCUGCCGGUUCUCCCCGCUGUGGGUACCCGGCUCCGCAUCGCGCCGCCAUGAUGGGCCAUCGUCCGGUGCUCGUGCUCAGCCAGAACACAAAGCGUGAAUCUGGAAGAAAAGUUCAAUCUGGAAAUAUCAAUGCCGCCAAGACCAUUGCAGAUAUCAUCCGAACGUGUCUGGGACCCAAGUCCAUGAUGAAGAUGCUUUUGGACCCGAUGGGAGGCAUUGUGAUGACCAACGAUGGCAAUGCCAUUCUUCGAGAGAUUCAAGUUCAGCAUCCGGCAGCCAAGUCCAUGAUCGAGAUUAGCCGGACGCAGGAUGAAGAGGUUGGAGACGGGACCACGUCGGUGAUCAUUCUUGCCGGGGAGAUGCUGUCUGUGGCCGAGCACUUCCUGGAGCAGCAGAUGCACCCGACGGUGGUGAUCGGCGCCUACCGCAAGGCCCUGGACGACAUGGUCAGCACCCUCAAGAAAAUCAGCACCCCCGUCGACACCAGUAACCGUGACAUGAUGCUGAACAUCAUCAACAGCGCCAUCGCCACCAAAGCGAUCAGCCGGUGGUCCUCGCUGGCUUGCGGCAUCGCCCUGGACGCCGUCAGAACUGUGCAGUUCGAGGAGAACGGGCGCAAGGAGAUAGACAUCAAGAAAUACGCACGGGUGGAAAAGAUCCCUGGGGGCAUCAUCGAGGACUCGUGCGUCCUGCGCGGAGUCAUGAUUAACAAAGACGUGACGCACCCACGCAUGCGGCGCUACAUCAAGAACCCUCGCAUCGUGCUGCUGGACUCCUCUCUGGAGUACAAGAAAGGAGAGAGCCAGACGGACAUUGAGAUCACACGAGAGGAGGACUUCACCCGAAUCCUCCAGAUGGAAGAAGAGUACAUCCAGCAGCUGUGCGAGGACAUCAUCCACCUGAAGCCCGACGUGGUCAUCACGGAGAAGGGCAUCUCCGACUUAGCUCAGCACUACCUCAUGCGGGCCAAUAUCACCGCGAUCCGCAGGGUGCGGAAGACAGACAACAACCGCAUUGCGAGAGCCUGCGGGGCCCGGAUAGUCAGCCGGCCGGAGGAGCUGAGAGAAGAAGAUGUUGGGACAGGAGCGGGCGUGUUGGAAAUCAAGAAAAUUGGAGAUGAGUAUUUUACAUUCAUCACUGAGUGCAAAGACCCCAAGGCCUGUACCAUCCUCCUGCGGGGGGCCAGCAAGGAGAUUCUCUCGGAAGUGGAGCGGAACCUCCAGGACGCCAUGCAGGUGUGCCGCAACGUCCUCCUGGACCCCCAGCUGGUCCCAGGGGGCGGGGCCUCUGAGAUGGCCGUGGCCCAUGCUUUGACAGAAAAGUCCAAGGCCAUGACCGGCGUGGAGCAGUGGCCGUACCGGGCCGUCGCCCAGGCGCUCGAGGUCAUCCCUCGCACCCUCAUCCAGAACUGCGGGGCCAGCACCGUCCGCCUGCUCACCUCCCUUCGGGCCAAGCACACCCAGGAGGGCUGUGAGACGUGGGGUGUGAACGGGGAGACCGGCACCCUGGUGGACAUGAAGGAGCUGGGCAUCUGGGAGCCCCUGGCCGUCAAGCUGCAGACAUACAAGACGGCGGUGGAGACGGCAGUUCUGCUCCUGCGGAUUGAUGACAUCGUCUCCGGCCACAAAAAGAAGGGUGACGACCAGAGCCGGCAAGGCGGGGCUCCCGACGGCGGCCAGGAGUGAGUGGCGGGCAAGGCGGCCUCAGUGCACAGAGCCAGCGGGGCCCCCUCUUCCUGAGCCAGACCGCCUGACGCUGGAUGUCUGUUGGGAAGGGGUCGGGUUGAGGGGCAGCCCAGCCCAUCUCUGUCCCAGCUCAAGUUUGCAGAAGGCGCUGACAUGUGAUUCGUCUCUAUUAUUGUAAGCUUUCCACUUAGUUUGCUUCCGAUGAUUAAAUCUAAGUCAUUUGAGA
Molecule: messenger RNA, 1974 nt
Organism: Suricata suricatta (meerkat)
Lineage: Eukaryota; Metazoa; Chordata; Mammalia; Carnivora; Herpestidae
Gene: CCT3
Product: chaperonin containing TCP1 subunit 3
Exons: 14
Coding region: 111-1748 (545 amino acids)
Biological process (GO): protein folding
Cellular component (GO): chaperonin-containing T-complex
Molecular function (GO): ATP hydrolysis activity; ATP binding; ATP-dependent protein folding chaperone
Source: RefSeq, a predicted model, not a curated record